Terrapene triunguis (Three-toed box turtle) is the source of this 773-nucleotide messenger RNA. Its product is annotated as 28S ribosomal protein S24-A, mitochondrial-like. The transcript is spliced from 4 exons. Gene Ontology annotation, biological process: translation. Gene Ontology annotation, cellular component: mitochondrion. The record is from RefSeq and is a predicted model, not a curated record. NCBI's taxonomy places the organism in Eukaryota, Metazoa, Chordata, Testudines, Emydidae. Bases 27 to 536 code for a protein of 169 amino acids.
GUGGGCGGAGCUUGGCACGUUCCAAGAUGGCGGCGCCCUUGUGGGGAAGGGGCCUGACGGCCGCUCCAUGGACCCGGGGCGCUUUCUCGUGGCUCCUUUCCUGCAGCCGGGCUAUUCAGACCACAGCUGUGUGUCACAAGAACCGGGCGGCCCGAGUGCGAGUCGGGAAAGGAGACAAGCCGGUGACGUACGAACAGGCCCACCCGCCCCACUACAUCGCCCAUCGCAAGGGUUGGCUCUCCCUGCACACCAGUAACCUGGACGGGGAGAGUGGGGCAGCUGAGCGCACCGUGGAGGACGUCUUCAUCCGCAAGUUCAUCUACGGCACCUUCCACGGCUGCCUGGCCAAUGAGAUCGUGCUGAAGCGCCGCGCCAACGUGCUGGUCAUCUGCGCCGUCUUCCUGCAGCGCCUGCCACCCUACAAGUUCUACUUCCUGGUGGGCUACACCGAGACGCUGCUCUCCUUCUUCUACAAGUGUCCCGUCCGGCUGGAAGUGCAGACCGUGCCCGAGAGGGUCAUCUACAAGUACCUGUAGCCCUGCAGCGGGGCACCCCGCCUCUCCCCUGGGCCAGCCCAAGCAGUGGGGCUCCCGUGCCCGAGUCAGGCCACCUGCUGGCCCAUUGUGGGGCAGGAGAGUGGCUCCGCAUGGGCCCGAGGAGGCCAUGGACCCGCGGGUGGUGGCUGUGGGGCGCUCUGGGGCGGGUGUUACCGUGGCUCUGGACGUAGCAGUGGCCCGGCCCGGCAAUGGGGAAUAAAAGGACUCUGGCCCCUG